AUGAAGCAUGUCUUGAGCUGGUACAAGACGAAGUUGGCUGCGCAACCCACCUCGAUUCCAACCAACCAACCAACCCACUGCCCGUUGUUGAUUGAGCAGGGCAAGGUGACCGGCGUGGAGGACUUUGGGGUCAUCGUCGAGUGGACCUCCGCCGACGGCGCCAAGCGCAGCGGCCUGCUGCACGUCAGCGAGAUGCGGGCCCCGGCCGCCGCGGCCGAGGCCGAGCUCGCCGCCGCCGGCGCCGAGGAGGAGGCCGAGGAGGGCGAGGAGGGCGGCGGCCUGCUGGCUGACGAGGGGGAGUAUGCUGCGGAGCUGUACGUCGACGUGGGCGGCAUCGACAAGCCGUCUCAGUACUACAAGGUGGGUGACGCCAUCAGCUGCUUCGUGCUGGGCCUGGAGGGCACCAAGGUGGAGCUGACCCAGGACCUGUCAUCCCUGGCGCUGGAUGACGCCGUCGACGAGGAGGGCGAGGAGUUUGACUACGAGGAGGAGCGCCUGCUGGCGCGCGCGGAGGCCGACGAGGACGCGGCAAUCUCGUCCUUCGAGGAGGACGAGGGCGCAGACGCCGAUGAGGAGGUGGUGGUCACCUCCGCCGGCGACGCCACCGCCGCCGUGUACUACUCGCAGGGACAGCCAUACCAUCGCAGCAGCGGCGGCGACCGUCCGCAACCAGACGCUGCGACCGACCUUAGCGAGGCGACGGGCGCCAACGUUUGA
This is a messenger RNA of Monoraphidium neglectum, 717 nucleotides long. RefSeq lists its product as hypothetical. Lineage: Eukaryota; Viridiplantae; Chlorophyta; Chlorophyceae; Sphaeropleales; Selenastraceae. The transcript is spliced from 4 exons. The record is from RefSeq and is a predicted model, not a curated record. Bases 1 to 717 code for a protein of 238 amino acids.